Molecule: messenger RNA, 330 nt
Organism: Dictyostelium purpureum
Lineage: Eukaryota; Evosea; Eumycetozoa; Dictyosteliales; Dictyosteliaceae
Exons: 2
Coding region: 1-330 (109 amino acids)
Molecular function (GO): zinc ion binding; nucleic acid binding
Source: RefSeq, a predicted model, not a curated record
AUGUCAAAUAAUAAUAAUCUUAUUAUUAGAUAUAAUAAAAGUGGAUAUCGUCAAUACCAAGCAAAUGAUGGAGGAUGGGAAUACACCCACCGUACUGUAGCCGAAAAAAAAAUUGGAAGACCCAUUGAACCAAACGAACAUGUUCACCAUAUUAAUAAAAACAAAGUUGAUAAUAGACCAAGUAAUUUAGUAGUUAUUAAAGAUAAUAUCCAUAGAGAAGUACAUAGAAGCGAUUACAAUGAAAAAAAUACCUGUUUCAAUUGUGGAAGAACAUCACAUUGGGCCCAAGACUGCUAUGCAAGUUAUGACAUUAAUGGAAACAGAUUAUAA